Messenger RNA from Adineta steineri, 672 nucleotides. The record is from the annotation of a GenBank genome assembly. Lineage: Eukaryota; Metazoa; Rotifera; Eurotatoria; Adinetida; Adinetidae.
AUGCAUGGAAAUGUCAUGGAUGCGAUGGCACAAGCUAUUGAUCGAUCAGAAAUUAUUAUUAUUUGUAUGAGUGAACAAUAUCGACAAAGCAAUUUUUGUCGAGCUGAAGCACACUAUGCAUUUCAACGACAACGUCGAAUAGUUCCAGUUCUAAUGCAAAAGCAUUAUAAACCAGAUGGAUGGUUAUUAUUUUUGGUUAGUCAACUACUGUAUAUUGAUUUUACAAAAUAUGAAUUUGUGCGAGCAAUGGAAAUGUUAUCGAAAGAACUAAAAGCUAUUCAUGUUCCUGAUAUGAAGAUAACACCGGUUGAACGUGAAAUAGAUAUAGAUAUUAUGCCUCCUAAUGUAUCUGUAUCAUCAGUGGAAACAUUCUCUGAUAAUAUUCUUCAGUGGUCACAAACACAAGUACAUAAAUGGCUUCUUCAACAUAAACUCAUUCAACUAUCCCAGCUUCUCAUUGAUUGUAAUGGUCGAAGUUUAGUUCAUCUAUAUAAAUUCAUGAAGCAAAGUCAAUCAUCGCAAAUCUUAUCAAUACUUCAAGAAGAUUCACUUCGUCGAAUACAUCAGAGUAUAUCAUUAAUAGAGUUAUCUUGUUUUCAUUCUAUUAUGCAAGAACAGCAAGCAACUAAAUCAACUGAAAUCAAUAGAAAUGUAGAAGAAACUUAUUUUUAA